UUCGUACAGUGCCGAAGGCGACGCAUCUCCGGCCCGGGUGAAAAUGCCUCGUGUAAAAGCCGCUCAAGCUGGAAGACAGGGCCCUGGAAAGAGACGACUUGCGGAAAACUUUGCCCCUGGGGAGGUAAUCACUGACAUGACGAAGAAAGAGUGGAAGCUGGGCUCUCCCAUUGGCCAGGGCGGCUUUGGUUGUAUAUAUCUUGCUGAUAUGAAUUCUUCAAAAUCGGUGGGCAACGAUGCACCUUGUGUUGUAAAAGUGGAGCCCAGUGACAAUGGACCGCUCUUUACUGAACUCAAGUUCUACCAGCGAGCCGCCAAACCAGAGCAAAUUCAGAAGUGGAUUCGUACCCAUAAACUGAAGUACCUGGGUGUUCCUAAGUAUUGGGGGUCUGGCCUACAUGAUAAAAAUGGAAAGAGUUACAGGUUUAUGAUAAUGGAUCGCUUUGGGAGUGACCUUCAGAAAAUAUAUGAAGCAAAUGCCAGAAGGUUUUCUCGGAAAACUGUCUUGCAGCUAAGCUUGAGAAUUCUGGAUAUUCUGGAAUAUAUUCACGAGCACGAGUAUGUACACGGAGAUAUCAAGGCCUCAAAUCUUCUUUUGAGCUACAAGAAUCCUGACCAGGUGUACUUGGUAGAUUACGGCCUUGCUUACCGGUAUUGCCCAGAAGGAAUUCAUAAAGAAUACAAAGAAGACCCCAAAAGAUGUCACGAUGGCACUAUUGAAUUCACCAGCAUCGAUGCACACAAUGGUGUUGCCCCGUCAAGACGUGGUGAUUUGGAAAUCCUUGGUUAUUGCAUGAUCCAGUGGCUUAGUGGCCAUCUUCCUUGGGAGGAUAAUUUGAAAGAUCCUAACUAUGUUAGAGAUUCCAAAAUUAGAUACAGAGAAAAUAUUGCAGAUUUGAUGGACAAAUGUUUUCCCGAGAGAAACAAGCCAGAUGAGAUUGCUAAAUACAUGGAAACAGUGAAAUUACUGGACUAUGCCGAGAAACCUCUUUAUCAGAACUUGCGAGACACUCUUCUGCAAGGACUGAGAGCUAUAGGAAGCAAGGAUGACGGCAAACUGGACCUCAGCCUCGUGGAGAAUGGAGGCUUGAGAACAAAGUCAAUAACGAAGCGCAAGAAAGGAAUUGAGGAGAGCACCAAAUCCAGUGUUGAAGAUAUGGAAUGCUCCAAUACACAGACAGAAGAGGUCACAAAAACCCGUUCAAAAACCAGAAAGAGAGUCCAGAAGUAAAUCAAAUGC
Lontra canadensis (Northern American river otter) is the source of this 1240-nucleotide messenger RNA. RefSeq names its product serine/threonine-protein kinase VRK1. Gene Ontology annotation, cellular component: cytoplasm; nucleus. Gene Ontology annotation, biological process: peptidyl-serine phosphorylation; signal transduction. The coding region runs from base 44 to 1231 and encodes 395 amino acids. The record is from RefSeq and is a predicted model, not a curated record. Gene Ontology annotation, molecular function: ATP binding; protein serine/threonine kinase activity. The transcript has a single exon. NCBI's taxonomy places the organism in Eukaryota, Metazoa, Chordata, Mammalia, Carnivora, Mustelidae.